Poecilia reticulata (guppy) is the source of this 1385-nucleotide messenger RNA. It is a transcript of the gene scpp1, whose product is annotated as secretory calcium-binding phosphoprotein 1. Gene Ontology annotation, biological process: ossification; cell adhesion. NCBI's taxonomy places the organism in Eukaryota, Metazoa, Chordata, Actinopteri, Cyprinodontiformes, Poeciliidae. The record is from RefSeq and is a predicted model, not a curated record.
ACGGCGGUGUUUUGGGGUGUUGUAGCAUUUCCAUACAUCGUGCAUCAACUACCAACUUUGGUACAGAGCUCAGAACAGGCAUUGGAUUUUACUUAGUGCCGUCUUCUUUAUUAUACCUGGAUCGCUGCUGAACUCUCCUGCACAGACUGAAUCUGAGAAUGAAGCUUAUCAUUAUAACAUGUUGCCUUAUUGGAGCAGCUUUUGCUAACCCAAUUUUACACAACAUUUUGGUAUCAACUGAGUCUGAAUCAAACUCUACUGAAAGUUUGUCAGUUUUAGAAUCUUCUGAAAAUAACACAUCAGAGCUUCAGAGCUCUGAGGAAAACACCUCCAACCAGAGUUCAGAAUCUGAAUCAGUAGAAUCCACUUCAGAGGACAAGACGUCAGAGGAGAGCGACAGUCAAUCGAAUGAGAGUGACGGGAUGGACUCCAUGGCUGAAACCAAAGACAACAGCAUGGGCAGCGAGGAGAAUGUUCGAAAGCAGAGUUGGGUGAGAGUGUUCCCAAGUAUCACCGAAGGAGCGAGUGGUGAAGACAACAUGAGCACGGAGGUCACAGGUCACCCAGGUCUCCUGAACAAUGAGCUGAGCGGUAAACGGCCAACUCACACCAAGAAAGUUCAGAUCCACACCAAGCAACCUCUACUGGAAAAGUCCACCGACGGCAGCGACACCACCAGCGACAGCGCAGACGCCAGUGACAGCAGCGAUGUUUCAGCUGCUGCAAGCGACAGCACUGACAGCAGCAGCAGCAGUGAAAGCCAGGAGAGCCAGGAGACAAGCGACAGCAACGACAGCAGCACUGCCAGCAAGAGCACGGAAGACAGCAACGCCAGUGACAGCGCCGAGCUGGAACAAGUCAGGGCCAAAAACUGUGUGAAUAGUACGCAGAGCUGUGAAAGUGAGGAGUACUUCCUGCAGAGUAUAGGAGAUGAUGCUCAUUCACCGGGCGAGCACCUGCUGGUGCCGGACGAGGAUGACAGGGAACUGAGGCUCAGAAGAUGAUGAAAUGCAACCUCUGUGUUUGUCAUAUCAGAGUUUUAUUUAAUGACCAGCUUAAAGACUAACGAAUGUUCAACUCUGAACAUUGAUUCUGCUAUAAUGCGACCUGAUUCACUAAGUGUAAAAAACAACUUACUGUGAUAGUAUAACCUACACAUAUACUUUGCUUUGAUAACAUGUGAGAAAUAAUAUUAAUAUAACCAUUGUAUUCAGGACUGUUGUGCUGGCAAGUAGACCUGCACUCUAUUACACUUACACAGAGUCGAUGUAUCAGUACACGGGAUCUUGCAUUUAUUGAAAUAGAGAUCUUUUUUUGUUCAUUAGUCAAGAAAUUCAGAGAAGAUGCUACAAUGUUUUUGUCUAAUAAAUUCUUUAGGAACAUAC